This is a messenger RNA of Neolamprologus brichardi, 2062 nucleotides long. NCBI's taxonomy places the organism in Eukaryota, Metazoa, Chordata, Actinopteri, Cichliformes, Cichlidae. The record is from RefSeq and is a predicted model, not a curated record.
CACAAAACAAUCCCAACAGUGGUGGAUGGAUGUGCGGUAGGGUAUAAUAUCAAGGCUUUAUAUUUAACUUUAGUCAGGCUAUAAUUUGUCUCUGGUCGGUGUCUUUGUAUGGCAAACACUGGUGUUAAGCUUGAAGUGAAGCAAGAUUACGCUCCCUGUCUGUUUGAAGCUAACUGAGGAGUUAGCUAGAAUGCUAACAUGAUGCUCAACCCGUCAGUCGGUCUACCAGAUGACCGAAAGUCCUUGUACCCUCAGUCCCAAAGUAGUGCAUACAAAUGCGGCGACAAAACCAGCCCUAUUAGCGUCAUACUGGUUAGCUCUGGAAGCCGAGGGAACAAACUCCUUUUCCGAUAUCCCUACCAAAAGGUCGCUGAGUGUCCGUCAUCUCUCUCAGCAAAACAGCGGAAUCCAUAUGUGCUGAACACAUCUGGGGAUGAGCUUGAUGACCAGGAUGGUGAUUCAAGAGAGCAAUCUCCACUAACUGACGAACAGUUGGUAGCAGGGUUCUCUGACAUCGUCCUCUCCACAAUCCUGGCCACCAAAUCUGAUAUGUGUGGAAAGAAGUUUGAACUGAAGAUAGACAAUGUUCGAUUUGUGGGCCACCCCACCCUGCUUCAGCAUCCUCCUAUCAUCCAGGUUUCUAAAACAGAUCCUUCACCCAAGAGAGAAAUGCCAACAAUGAUCUUGUUUAAUGUGGUGUUUGCACUCAGGGCAAAUGCUGACCCAUCCGUCAUCAGCUGCAUGCACAACCUGUCACGCCGCAUUGCCAUUGCUCUGCAGCACGAGGAGCGCCGCUGCCAGUAUCUGACCCGCGAGGCCAAACUCAUGCUGGCCGUCCAGGAGGAAAUUACCACGACUGAAAAUGGAAGCCCCCAGUCCCCAUUUAGACAAAUUCUUCCAAAAUGUAAGCUAGCAAGAGACCUCAAGGAGGCGUAUGACAGCCUUUGUACAACCGGUGUGGUGCGACUUCACAUCAACGACUGGCUGGAGGUGAGCUUCUGUUUACCGCACAAGAUCCACAGGAUUGGUGACACCUACAUCCCCCCAGAGGCAUUAGAGCGCAGCCUUAAGGCCAUAAGGUAUAUUACAGAUUUGUUUUUCUUUUCAUGUUACAUCUUUCAGAUUGCUGCUCAUUUGGUUUAUUGGGGCAAGGCAAUUAUCAUCUACCCACUGUGUGAGAACAAUGUCUACAUGCUGUCUCCGCAUGCCAACAUCUGCCUAUAUUCACCGUUGGCUGAGCAGUUUGCCCGGCAGUUUCCUGGUCAUGAUCUGCCCUCUAUGUUAGCAAAGUUCUCACUGCCUGUCUCACUGGCUGAGUUUAGAAAUCCCCUGGAAGCUCCCACACAGGAGGCCCAGUUAAUCCAGAUGGUGGUUUGGAUGCUGCAGCGCCGCCUCCUGAUCCAGCUGCACACUUAUGUGUGCUUGUUGGUACCACCCAGUGAGGAUGAGCCUGGGCUGAAGGAUGAAGACCCUCCGCUGGCUGCCCGACUAGGAGGUCGCAGUCUCAGUACCCCUAGUGCGCUCAGUUUUGGCUCACCGACCAGCAGUGAUGACAUGACCCUAACCAGUCCCAGUAUGGAAAACUCCAGUGCAGAGCUGCUAACUGGUGGAGACUCCCCACUCAACAAGAGGAUGACUGAGACACUGCUCGCCAGCCUGUCAGAGCACGAGAGGCAGUUUAUUCUUAACAUCCCCGCUGCACAAAAUCCAGAGGAUCUGCGGAUGUUUGCGAGGCUACUGCACUAUUUCCGAGGACAUCACCACCUGGAAGAGAUUAUGUACAAUGAGAACAUGAGGCGCUCGCAGCUAAAGACGCUGUUUGACAAGUUCCGCAGUGUCCUUGUGGUUACCAACCAUGAAGAUCCCAUUAUUUCAAUCUUUCAGUCACCGAUGGACUAGCUGUGCAGACAGUGUUUCAGCAACUGGAAAAUGUGUCAGUUUAGGAGAAGUUAAUGGCCUGCUGGGCUCACGGCUAAGUGGUCAAAGACGUUUUAAAACAAAAUGCCUUGACUACAAGAUGUUUUCUCUGUAUGAGCCAAAUGUUUGUUUACAGUAAUAAAUU